UAUGCUAUGCUCUCUCCCGUUGUACAUCAUACGCCAUUAUAUUUUCUAUCUCCCUCCUUAUAAAGCAGACAAUAAAGAGAUUGAUUAUCAUUUUCGCUCUUUCACCUUGUGUUGUUUUCAUCAUCUCACUACUGCAAGACAAGGAGUAAUCUUUGUUAUCUCAGUUGUUCUUAUAAACAUGGAAAAAUAUAAGUACCCAAAAGAGUACCCUUGCAGUCCCUCCUUCUCUUCUACACUUCUUGGCUCUAUUUACCACUCCAUAGACCAAGCUGGCAAAGAGAAGAAACCAAGAAACUUUAAUUCAAGUACUAGCUCUUCUAGCUAUGGUCUUAAUAAUGGGCCUAAACCAAUUAGAACUAGCAUUUCAACUAAACAAGAAAAGUUUGAUCACAAGCACCAACAUCCCAGAGGCCUAAACUUUUAUGAUUUUUCUCUAGCAAAGGAAAAAGCUAAACAACAUGAAGAUGGUUUUAAGAAGACAAAGUCGAGAGCUAUGAAGAUUUAUAGAGGAUUGAAGAAAGUUAAGCAGCCAAUUUCUCCUGGAGGUAGACUAUCAACUUUCUUUAACUCACUUUUUACAAAUGGGAGAAAAACAAAGAUUUCCUCACAUGAUCAUGAGGAGAGAAAAUUAAGCAAGAAUAUUAUUAGUGGUCCACGUGGGCACAAGAGUUUGGACAUAGGCCAACAAAAUAUUGAGGCUAGAAAAGGAACUAAUAGAAAUUAUAUUCAUGAAGUAAAAUUCCACAAGAAUAUUGAAAUGUUUGAAGAAGAUGAAGACGAAGAUGGAAGUUGCACAAGUUCUGAUCUAUUUGAGCUUGAUAAUUUUUCUUCCAUUGGAUUAAUGGAAUUGCAUGUCCUAUAACACAACAAAUUUUGGUACUAAUUUAGCCAUUAAAGUAAAAUGGUAAUUAAUUUGAUUUUGUAACUCUAAAUAAAUUCAGAAAAUUGUACUGGUAUUAUUAUUAUUGUUGUUCUUGUUACUAGCUAGUCUGUAUACUAUAUUUUGUGGUUGGUUUGGGGAUUUACAGCAAGAGAUAAUUUGAAAUAUCUCUUUGAAAUUUAA
Messenger RNA from Capsicum annuum, 1063 nucleotides. RefSeq names its product protein BIG GRAIN 1-like B. The record is from RefSeq and is a predicted model, not a curated record. Lineage: Eukaryota; Viridiplantae; Streptophyta; Magnoliopsida; Solanales; Solanaceae. The transcript has 2 exons. Gene Ontology annotation, biological process: auxin-activated signaling pathway. The coding region runs from base 2 to 862 and encodes 286 amino acids.